CUUCCUUUUUCUCUUUUUUCCCUACUUUUUUUCUUGGCUUUUCCGGGGGUUGGGGGCAAGCGCGCCCCCUUUUGUCCCCCUUGCAACGUCAAUGAGCGGCAUACGAAGUGAAUAAAAGAUUUGAUUACAUCCCGUUGUCUUAAAUUGGCUUCCGUAUAUUUUAUGGCUACACGUAAUUUCUAUUUUCAGUCAUGUCCCGUGCGUGUGAUGCGAGUGGACGCGGCCAGACUAUACAUACAGUUAAAUGUAUGUGAACAUGAUCUGAUCACCGCCUCCUGCUGGCCCUCGCACAAAAAUACAGUCACGCCGCGCGUGCCGAGCCACACACAAAUAAAAUCGGACGAAUCUGGAUCUGGAAUUCUGCAAAACACAAUCCAUAAACGUUAGAUCAACUUAUUUUUAUUGUCUCCUGGUUGGUGUAGAUUACUGAAAUGGAGGGUGGAGCUUAUGGAGCUGGUAAAGCGUCAAGUUCAGGAUUAAAUCCGGGCGCUAUCAUGAGGAAACCUCAAGUCAUCUUGCGUGCAGUAGCUUGGCUGUUUUCAAUCAUUGUGUUUGGCUGCAUUGCAAAUCAAGGAUGGGUGUCUGUCUUUGGAUUAAGUGGAACAUAUUGCAUCUUCAAUUUAGAUUCGAAUGCCUGCAAUUUUGGGAUCACCAUUGGUGUCUUUGCCUUUCUGGCUUGCAUGGGAUUCCUUGUCGUUGAUAUUAUGUUUGACAACUUAAGCAAUGUGCAGAUGAGGAAAUAUGCUGUCAUAGCUGACUUGGCAUUUUCAGGCCUCUGGACGUUUAUGUGGUUCGUUUGCUUCUGUUACCUGACUGAUGCCUGGAGACGUGCUCCAGCUGAAUUUGGUGAAAUAGCUGGUGCCGGACAGGCUCGUGCUGCCAUCGCUUUCAGCUUUUUCUCCAUUAUUCCUUGGGCCGGCCUGACGGUUCUGGCCUUCCUGAGGUACAGGCAGGGCGCCCAGGCAGCCUUCUCACAGAGCUACGAACCAGAAGGCGGUGCACCCCAACCAAGCGGGCAGGUUACCGGUGGCGACUCCUACCAGCAACCCCCCUUCUCGGAGAAAACGGAGGUACCGGACUCGCAGUUCCAGUCGCCAACCUACUAGGUGAGUCGCUCGACGCAGAAGGGAAUGGCUGCAGAGGAACCAGAUUUAUUUUUCUUCAGAUGAAAGGAAAUUAUGAAAAUGAAAGUUUUGGUAUUGAAUUUGGGAUGGAUUUGUAAUUGAUGAGGGACCAGCUUUUGUACUGCAUACACUUCUUGAUGAAUUGAUUGUUGUGUUAUGCUUUCUUAACCAUCAAUACCUGUGUAUCGUACAAGUGUGAUUUUAGCAAUUUUGAUAGCACUUUUCAUUUACAGCAUUUUAAUAAAAUGGAGAAAUUAUAAUGAUAUAUGCCUUUUUUUUGUUGAAAUUCAUAGUCUCGGCUGUAAAGUCGAUGAAUAUCACUGUAGCUCUGUAUUUCAUAGACCCUUAGCACUAUAGUUACACAUGGUUUGCAUUAAUGCAUAUCAUACGUAAUGCAUUGCACAUUAAAGUACACGUAUGGAAGAAUGAAAUGAGGCGAUAAAACUCAUAUUACAUACUGUAUAAGUACAAUGAAUGGGGUCAUAUGAUACAUAUUGCACAGGAACGUGUACAUAUAUAUCUCGGACUGCAGUAUAAUGCCUAGGCUAUAAAUGCAGUUUUGAUACGCUUUGAUACAUUUUGAAUGAUACAAUGAAAGUGGAGUUGAGAUGUCAUAAGUUUUAUUGUAUAAAUUCAAGCAUCUUCAGAGGAUAU
Messenger RNA from Patiria miniata (bat star), 1778 nucleotides. RefSeq names its product synaptogyrin-3-like. The transcript is spliced from 4 exons. NCBI's taxonomy places the organism in Eukaryota, Metazoa, Echinodermata, Asteroidea, Valvatida, Asterinidae. Gene Ontology annotation, cellular component: neuromuscular junction; synaptic vesicle membrane. The coding region runs from base 432 to 1106 and encodes 224 amino acids. The record is from RefSeq and is a predicted model, not a curated record.